This is a messenger RNA of Glarea lozoyensis ATCC 20868, 933 nucleotides long. Its product is annotated as Ferredoxin reductase-like, C-terminal NADP-linked. Gene Ontology annotation, cellular component: endoplasmic reticulum. The coding region runs from base 1 to 933 and encodes 310 amino acids. The record is from RefSeq and is a predicted model, not a curated record. The transcript is spliced from 4 exons. NCBI's taxonomy places the organism in Eukaryota, Fungi, Ascomycota, Leotiomycetes, Helotiales, Helotiaceae. Gene Ontology annotation, molecular function: oxidoreductase activity.
AUGUCCCAAUCACCGAGUUUGUUCUCCAGGGGAUAUAUUGACGGAAUUUACAUUCCUUCUGGCCUCCUAGUCUUUGGAACCUUGAUAGUUAAAAGAGAAUGGUUACCUUACGCUGUUGCCCUCGCAGUCGCACUCGGGACGUUCAAAGUAUGGAAUAACAGAGUGCGUGCUGUUUUAAAGCCUGCCGAGUUCCAGGACUUCGAGCUUCAGGAGAAGACAAUUAUUUCCCACAAUGUCGCGAUCUAUCGAUUCAAGCUUCCUUCCGAAACCGCGAUCCUAGGACUGCCAAUUGGACAACACAUUUCUAUCGGCGCAGGUAUCAAGCAGGCAGAUGGUACAUCGAAGGAAAUCGUACGAUCAUACACUCCAAUUUCUGGUGACCAGCCAGGCUUCUUCGACCUCCUUAUCAAGUCAUACCCGACUGGUAACAUCUCAAAAUACAUGGCGUCUCUCGUUGUGGGCCAAACAAUCAAAGUCAAAGGGCCAAAGGGAGCUAUGGUUUAUACACCAAACAUGGUCCGUCAUUUUGGUAUGAUUGCAGGAGGAACUGGAAUUACACCUAUGCUCCAAAUUAUUAGAGCAGUUAUUCGAGGACGCCCAACAGGCGAUACCACCGAGAUUGAUCUUAUCUUCGCAAAUGUCAAUAAGGAGGAUAUUCUAUUGAAGGAGGAUCUUGAUCAAUUGGCUGCUGAAGACAAGGGAUUCAGAGUACACUAUGUUUUGAACAACCCGCCAGAGAACUGGGAGGGCGGUGUUGGAUUUGUCACUCCAGAGAUGAUGACCAAAUGGCUUCCAAAGCCUGCAGAGGAUGUUAAGAUGCUGCUUUGCGGUCCACCACCAAUGAUUAGCGCGAUGAAGAAAGCGUCGGAAAGUCUAGGCUUCAAGAAAGCUAGACCAGUGAGCAAGCUUGAGGACCAAGUUUUUGCGUUCUAG